AUGGAAUUUAAAAUUGCAGCAAUAACCUAUAAUGUAAAUAAACAAAAGCCUUUACAGGAUGAUAUUAUUUGUUGGCUGGACUUUGAAGAAUUAAAUGAUUCUCAAAUCGUUUGUUUUGCGUUGCAGGAAGUUCCUCAUGCAGAAAUGUUAAAAACAACUUCAAAUACUUGGUGUGAACAAUUAACUAAUUGGAUGAGGGAGAAAAGUUUUUCUUUGGUUAAUAAAAUUUGUUUGGCUUCGAAUAUGUUGUUGAUUUAUUUAAGAGUGGAUUUGCUACAAAUGCUUGACCUUAUCGAUGAGCGUUGGUGUAGAAGCAGUUUAUUUGGCACAAUUGGAUAUAAAGGCACAAUAUCUUCUCGGUUAUUAUUUCGCUCUGGUAUUUCAAUUGUUUUUAUUGCUAGUCAUUUCUUUGCUCAAGAAAAAUUUUUGCGUGAUAGAAUUAAUCAAUAUAAGCAAUCUCUAAAUUGUACAUUUCCUGAAAUUGACUGUCCCAAAAAGCACAUUAUUUGGUUAGGCGAUUUCAAUUUCCGUGUUGAAGAUUUUUCUGAUUCUCAACAAUUAUUAUAUGCUUUAAACAAAUUAGAUGAUGUUGAUAUGCUUACAAAUAUUGCAAAUUCCCAUGAUCAACUAAUAAAAGCAAAAAGAUUGAAAAAAGUUUUUCAAGAUUUUGAAGAAGGAAUUAUUAGAUUUAAGCCAACUUAUAGAAUAAUGGUCGGUUCAGGCAAAUUUGAUCAACAAAGAAUUCCUUCAUGGUGUGACAGAAUACUAUUUAAAAGUAACAAAAAUAGCAAUUCUUCACUUUUAAUUAAACAAUAUCGUUCUUGUCGUCGAAUUACUUUAUCUGAUCAUUUUCCCGUUUCUGCAAAAUUUACUCUUGGAAUUAAUUCUUCAAUAAAUAUUUUGACUAAAGCUGAAUUGGCUGUUUGGCCUUGUUAUUUUGAACAUAUACCGAGGUUUAGAAAUUUUUUAAAAUUUAUUUUGGGCAAAGGUUUUCUCUACCUGACUAUCAAAACUAAAACAUUUUGGAAAAAUUUUUUGAAUUUUUUUGUUGAGGAUUUCUUUAUUUUACCUUUUCUCUUUGGUAUUUUCCUUCUCCCCUCAUUUUUAAUUUAUCUUUGGAUUCUGUGA
Meloidogyne enterolobii is the source of this 1128-nucleotide messenger RNA. NCBI's taxonomy places the organism in Eukaryota, Metazoa, Nematoda, Chromadorea, Rhabditida, Meloidogynidae. The record is from the annotation of a GenBank genome assembly.